GUAAUUUUGUUUAAAGAAGACAACUAGUAAUAAAUUGGAAUGGAAGAUUACAAAUUCUUGUUUAAAGUGGUUCUAAUAGGAAAUGCAGGCGUGGGAAAAACAUGUUUGGUACGGCGUUUUACCCAGGGACUUUUUCCUCCUGGUCAAGGCGCAACAAUUGGAGUUGAUUUUUUAAUAAAAUCAGUUGAAGUUGAUGGAGAAAAAGUCAAGCUUCAGAUAUGGGAUACAGCAGGUCAAGAAAGAUUUAGAUCCAUAACACAGAGUUACUAUCGAAGUGCUCAUGCACUUAUACUAGUUUAUGAUAUCAGCAGUCAACCAACAUUUGACUGCCUUCCAGAUUGGCUUAGAGAAAUUGAACAAUAUGCUAAUCCAAAAGUUCUAAGAGCACUUGUAGGAAAUAAAAUUGAUAAAGAAGAUAGAGAAAUUCCACGUCAUAUUGGAGAGGAAUUUGCAAGAAAUCAUGAUAUGUAUUUUAUUGAAACAUCUGCAAAAGAAUCGGACAAUGUUGAAAAACUAUUCACGGAAAUUGCUAUCAGACUUACAAGGGAAGCAAAAAUGAGUAAUCCUCGUUUUGGAGUGAGAACAGUUAAUGAGCUUCAGACAGGACUUAAUAAUACAAAUGAAAGUACUGAUCAUACUUGUUGUAAGUUUUCCUGAAGAUAGUUGAGAAUAUAAUAUAUAAAAAUUAUUAGUUCUUCCUAUGAUUUUCAACAUUCCAUCUGAUGUAAGAAUAUCUUCUUUUAAUUUAGUCAUAUUUACUAGAUAUUAAUAAAUUUCUGUGAUUAUGAUGAUAAAAUCAAAGAAAAUGACUCUUAUUAAAGAUAUAAGCAUAUCACUGAUAAUAUAAAUUCAAAGCUAUUAAUCAAACUUUUAUCUUACAUUCCAUCCUUAUGUAUUAAAAUACUUAAUUUUAUGAAGACAGGUUAUGAUAGUUUAGUAUUUAUUACAAAUGUCAAAGUGAAGAAUGAUAUUAAAUUAAAUUUUUAUUUUUUAUUGUGGAUUGACAUAAUGAGUUUUUUCCUGAUGUUAGUGAGCUGUGUUCAUUUUCUUAUCAUAGCUUAUAAAUUUUCAUCUUCAAAUUUAUGAAUGAAAUGAAAAAAAUUUCAUAAUAAAGAAAUUUUAUACCAGUUAAA
Messenger RNA from Centruroides sculpturatus (bark scorpion), 1133 nucleotides. Its product is annotated as ras-related protein Rab-30-like. NCBI's taxonomy places the organism in Eukaryota, Metazoa, Arthropoda, Arachnida, Scorpiones, Buthidae. Gene Ontology annotation, molecular function: GTPase activity; GTP binding. The transcript is spliced from 4 exons. The record is from RefSeq and is a predicted model, not a curated record. Gene Ontology annotation, cellular component: trans-Golgi network. Bases 40 to 657 code for a protein of 205 amino acids.